UCCCCCAACAACAACCCCUCUACCUAGGUAUCUACGUUAUCACAAUUGGCCCUUCACUUUCUACCCCAUUUUUCUUUGGACCAGUCACCUCCGGUGUGACUUCGAAUUUCCGUUCCAAUCAGAUAUGCGGUGACCGACGAGAUCGCGAGAGAGCACCUGUCCGCAAUGGACGCCUAUCCUGAAGACUACGUCACUCACAACCUUCCGUUCAUAUUGCUCUCCGGCCUUGAACCAGAGCCCGAGGAGGAGCUGGAAAUCGUGCGGACCGAUUAUCCUCUUUUGCAUGAGAAGGGCGCGAAAGUAUACUCAGAUUUCCCGCCGUUGAGCGGCUCGGUUGCGGAGGAACUGCGACGUGUACUUCUGGAAGAAGAUGCAUCGCGCUUGGUAGAGAGUCCUAGAGACGAAAGUCAUACAGACUCAGCAAGAGCUCAAUAUAAAAUCAAAAGUGUUGGACGGUCUUAUAGAUUACCUCCGCGCAAAGCUGAUCCCCCACCCGUAUCCCCGCCGACAAGUCCUGUAGCCGGCCAGGAGAAUGAUGUACCGCGCGGAACCUCGUUCAUACUUCACUCGCCUAUUUCACCUUUGACUCCAUCGUCGCCCACAUUUCCUGAUGGCUUACUUACGCCUUUGUGGGUCACUAAACAUCAGGGCCUCGUUCCCGCGGCGGUGAUCAACUUCUUUCCGUUUUGCGCAGACCCUAACAUGAGCUCGCUGCGCGACAACCAACUCAAGAUAGAGAUCAAUGGAUUGAAGAAGGAAUGGCAGUCAUCAGGCUACAAGACUCGAUUCUUAGUUGUUCUUUUAUCCGAAGACCCCGAGAACAGCUACUACGGAGAUGCCGAGGACCGGGCAGCGGGCAUUCGGAGAGCGACCAAUCUGGAUCAGAAGUCACUUUUCCUUCUCCCAUCCGAUGCCACGACGAUGGAACUGAAGGAAUUCGCAACGUCUUUGUUAUCUCACCUGCAACCAUCCGUGAUAGAAUACUAUCGAGAUUUGUCUAAACAUGCUAGGAGAAAGCGGAACCGAGGAACCAUCCCCCCACCAACAGCGCCACCGACUAGCGGUACUUCCCAGACCUUGUCGAGUCAGGGUUGGAAUGUUAGAUAUGAAUUCAAAUUGGGGAUCUUCGCGGAGUUCCGUCGAGAAAUCGAUGCAGCAUUGAGGAACUACGAGAGCGCGUACGAAACUCUGUUCGGCCAAGAAGUCUUUGAGUCUAUCGCUGGCUGGAAUCCUCGGUUUAAUGAUGCGCGCUUACUUGGAGACGCCCUUGCCAUACGAAUUAUACGAUGCCUCUUGUGGAUCGGGCAGACCGCCAUUGCGGUGCGGGCAUGGGGCAACCAUCGAACACGUUCACACGAUAUCCUCAACCGCCGCGGUAAAGGAACGAAGAAUUAUGGAUGGGAGGCGUGGGAGGCUCGGUGGUCGAUGGUCAUGGCACAGCUCAUACGUCAGGCCAACAUUCCUCAGUUUACCUCCGUGGGUAUACCGCAAGAUCAAUUCCAGCAGCAAUAUUCGAUUUUUGUCCCCCAAAACAAAACGAAUACCACCCUUGAUGCUGAAGUACCCUGGGAGCAGCUUCACCAUGAGGGAUACUGGCUAUAUCGAGCAGCCAAACACGCCAACUUCCGACGUAUUUUGGCAGAGCAGAUUCCAGAAGAAGACCGGAUGCCACCUGGACAAUCUCCCGCCUCUCAGAUAGCGAACAAAUCUUACAUGUACGACACAUAUCUGGUACCAGAACCACAUUCCGAGGCACCUAGGUCGGGGACAAGCGGCUUCAAUCACUUUGCUUGGAGACUAGAUGCGCUAAAAGCAGCCUUAGAAGAAUUUUCGAAGCGUGACCAGAUACGGAAAACGGAAAGCAUUAGCUUGGAAAUAGCUGAAGAAUACAUGCGUGUGGGACUGUGGCCGGAAGCUUAUGCAAUUCUUAAAACGUUAUGGCCAACCUUGACGUGGCGACGCACUGGCUGGUGGCAGUUAAUGGAGAAGGCCGGCUGGGCGUUGAGAGAAAGUGCGUCACAGGUUGAUGACGGUGACCUGAUGUUACGAGUUGACUGGGAGUUGCUCAACAAGGCUUUCACGCCCCGGCCCGAUUGGCAUUACGAUAUUCAUCGGAGUCUCGAAAACCUUCCCUUGGUAAAACCAAAGCCAUCGGUUGUUCUGCUUGCAGAGGAUGUUGUUUCAUGCGUCACGGCAUCAUUUGUUUUUCAGAAGUCGGAAGGCAAUGUCGGCGAGCCACUAAAGGGUCAACUGGCUAUCACAUCGUUAGCCCACGCAUCAUCAGCACCCAUCAGAUUCUCAGAAAUCAAAAUUGCUUUCGAGGGGUGCCUGCGCCCAAUCAGGCUUCAAUCAAAUGGCGACCAAGAAAUUGAUACUAUGACGCCGUGUACAAUAACUUCGCCGUCUCUGCGUGACCCAAGUGUGUCGGUAGACCAGUCCUCUAUCCAGUCACCUACUAUUGGCUUGACAGCGCUGACCGGCAUUGCGGGUCUGACCAUUGCCCCCUCUCAAACAAGGGUGUAUGAUUUGACAUGCAUUCCUCGAGAGGCAGGAGAUUCACGCGUGGCUUCAAUAACACUGCUUAUUGAGGAAGAAAAGUUUGACCUUGCCAUCGCUAUUACUGAUAACAACACAACCCAAGCGUCGUGGUGGCAGACGGCCUCAAAAGGCCCAACACGACGACGUGUCGGCAAAGGUCGAGAUCCUGGUCGGUGCAAGAUCCUGCCGAAGCCGCCGAAGAUACGUAUCUCUGUGCUGAACAUGCGAGAUACAUACUAUACAAACGAGCAAAUCAUCCUUAAGGUUGACCUUCACAACGAGGAAGAUGAGGCUGCCGAGGUCUCAGCGGAAACGAGACUUUUCGGUCAUCCAGAUUCCAAAGCCAAAAUCCGAUGGUCAGAUGAAGCGACAUGCCCCGAGACGCCGAGCUCUGGGCAGAGCACACCGACUGAAGGGGUGUCACAUUUCAUCAAACGGCCAAUAGGAUUGAUGGAAAGCUCGAGCCACCGAGAAUUGGCAAUCGUUCUAACCGAUACCAGCGAAGCCUCUAACUACGAACUCGAAAUAUCCACAGUUUACAACCUCGUGUCUGAUAUUCAGACACCAAUCAUCGCAACAACACGGGUUGGCCUAACUAUAAUCCGACCUUUUGAAGCCAACUAUGAAUUCCUUCCUCAUCUUCAUCCAGAGCCCUGGCCGGACUUCUUCACCGUUGACGAUGACCUGCUCCCCAAUGGAGAGGUAACAACACCUGGAGGGCUGCAGCAGCGAUGGUGUCUGAAUUCAAAAGUUGUCUCUUUUGCGUUGGAGCCUCUCGUCAUCGAGAAAAUGUCGGUUGUGAUGCUUGGACUCGGUGGGGCAUCAACCUGCCAUAUCGGCUCGGAGCAGGUUGUUAGUCCUGAAGCUGUUGAAAUCCAACCCGAGGAACUCCGGGAGUCCAAUUUCGUUCUAGAUCUGCAGAAGGAGAUUCUGGGCGACCGACGGCCUACUGCCUUGACUCUGGCCCUUGAGAUACGAUGGAGGCGUAGCACAACCGAAGAUGAUGGCUCUAACUUAGAUACCACCACGUCGACACUUGCUAUCCCCCGAUUCAUGAUCCCGGCCGGCGAGCCUCGGGUACUGGCCUCGGCGAAACCUUCCAACGCUCUUUCAGGACUGAUUCACCUCGAGUACACGCUGGAGAACCCGUCAAUGCACUUCCUCACUUUCAACCUGACCAUGGAGGCUAGCGAGAAUUUCGCCUUCAGCGGACCCAAGACGAUUGUUGUACAACUGGUACCGCUGAGCAGACAAACAGUCCGGUAUAACCUACUGGCCUCUAAACGGGGUUUGUGGAUUCAGCCACAGCUCGUUAUAGUAGAUACAUACUUCAACAAGACUCUUCGGGUCCUUCCGACAGAAGACAUGCGAACGGAUAAGAAAGGGAUUCUGGUCUGGGUCGAUGCUGAUGACUAGAACUUAGCGGUAAGGGAAAGAUCUAGGUGGAGAUAAUCUUGUAAUGGUUCAAAUGAAGAUCUAGGUUGGCUCGAAAGAGAUACUCGUGCAGUGGCUGCAGAAUGUUCGUUUGGAUAGACCUCGGAGUGUGUACAUACAGUGUGAUGAAGAUGAAGAUGAUGAUG
Aspergillus homomorphus CBS 101889 is the source of this 4118-nucleotide messenger RNA. RefSeq lists its product as uncharacterized. The record is from RefSeq and is a predicted model, not a curated record. The transcript has 4 exons. The coding region runs from base 166 to 3954 and encodes 1262 amino acids. Lineage: Eukaryota; Fungi; Ascomycota; Eurotiomycetes; Eurotiales; Aspergillaceae.